AUGACGAGCAUGAUGUACCCAGUAACAGACAAGAUAGCUAAGUUAGCAUCGAGCCGUGUUCCGCAACUUAUCUACUCUUACCGUCCUGGGAGGCUGGUAAAGUUUGGAACAUGGAUUUUAUCUGUCACCUUUCUAGGGUACGGUCUUUCGUUCGCAGACUGGUCCAUUUCAUCGACGCUGAAUUUAUUUGAUGAGGAAAAGGAAAAAGCACUAACUGAAGAGAAACCAUGGUAUAAGGAGCCUUCAUUACUAUUAGCAGGUAGAUUGGGUCUAAGUUCAUUAAUGGUUACAAUUCCGCUAGCGUUAUCUGUUUCAGCUAUAUAUUUAAAGUCAAGAAUUCUAACCAACAUAUCUUACAUACCGGGUUCCCCUGCUAAGUUUGAAAUGACUAGAUUUUCAGCUUUAGGAAGAGAGAUUAAAGAAGUAGCAGUUAUGGAAAAUCUUACAAGUAAAUCGAAAAUCUAUACUGGUGUUGGAAAGAAUGGAAUGGAGGACCGUUCUUCUUUUUUCUUCUUCGUCACCGACAGCACGAAACCUACGUUAAAGGGUCUUUAUAUCUUCAAUAGAUCAGCUGAUAUCUGGAAAAAUGAUGGACGAAUUUUUGAUUUGUUAUUUAGACGAACUCCGACAGACAAUUCUAAAUCUAAUGGUGAGUCGGCCACCGUUAAAAUUAGACACUCAACGUCCGCUGAAGAAAUCAUAAAAAAAACAAGUGCCAGAGCCAAAGUCAACGGUUUUGACAGUAGGGAUAUAGUUAGGCAGAAAUAG
Eremothecium sinecaudum is the source of this 768-nucleotide messenger RNA. RefSeq names its product Mrx15p (gene MRX15). Lineage: Eukaryota; Fungi; Ascomycota; Saccharomycetes; Saccharomycetales; Saccharomycetaceae. Bases 1 to 768 code for a protein of 255 amino acids. The transcript has a single exon. The record is from RefSeq and is a predicted model, not a curated record.